GCGGGGCCGAGCAGGAAGUGGCGGAGGGGAAGCGGCGCCGCGGAGGGGCCGGAGCGGGACCGGGACCGGGACCGGGAUUGAACCGGGAACAGGGAUCGGGAACGGGAUCCGGAACAGGGAGCGGGAAAGGGAACGGGCAGCGGGAGCCGCGCCCCCCUUCCCCACCCGCAGCUCCAGCCUCUCCCCCGUGCCCACCAUGGGGGACAUGAAGACCCCGGACUUCGACGACCUCCUGGCCGCCUUCGACAUCCCCGACAUCGACGCCAACGAGGCGAUCCACGCCGGGCACGAGGAGCCCGACCCGGCCCCCCUCAAACCCGGCCCGGGGGACCCGGGGACCGGGGGACCCCCCGAGCACGUCCUGCCCCACCCCGACAUCUCGGCCGUCAGCGUCAUCGUCAAGAACACGGGGUGCCCCGAGCAGCUGGAGCCGCUGGACGGCCGCGGGAAGGACGGACACGGGACGCUGGGGGGGCACGGGAUGAGCGGGACGCCGGGACACGGGAUGGGAGGGACGCCGGGACACGGGAUGGGUGGGACACCGGGACAUGGGAUGGGAGGGACACCGGGACACGGGAUGGGAGGGACAGCGGGACACGGGAUGGGAGGGACACCGGGACACGGAAUGGGCUCCCGGCUGCUCCACAACGGAUUCGGCGCCGCCGCCGACGCGCCGCGAUCGCCCGGGCACAGGGCGGGGGAGUCGGCGGCCAACGGGGAGUGCUGGGCCAAGGAGAAGGGCCCCAAGGCCUUGGAUCUCUUCUCCCACUUCAGCCCCGAGCCCGGCGAGGAUCCCGCCCUGCUGGACAGGGCCCGCGAGGGCAAAGGCAAGGAGAAGGCGCUGGCGGUGCCCUGCCUGUCCCCGUCCCCCACCAAGGAGCCGCUGGGGGAGGGCUCGGGGGACCUACCCUCGGCCUUCCCGCAGCCCUUCGAGCCCAACCAGGCCGGCGGCGCCGACGGGUCCCGCCCCGGCCCCGCCAUCAAAAAGGAGGAAUCCGACUCGGAGGAGCUGCCGGGGCGCCAGCCCAGCCCCAAGGGCUUGGGGGCGGCCCUCGGGGACAGCCCCCUGGAGCACCUCAAGUCCGUCACCGUGCGUUAUUCCGCCGAGGAUUCGCCCCUCCCGGCCUGGCCGGGCUCGGAGGCCGCCCUGGGCGAGGCCGGGGCCGAGGGGAAGCGCUCACCCCACAGCAGCCCCCGGGAGCCCUUCUUCAAACCCCCGUCCCCUGGGCUGGCCCCCUCCCCCAAGGACGGGCUCUCCCUCAAGGAGGAGCAGGAAGGGCUGGAUAAAUCCACGGGGAGCCCGCAGAGCAUGUCCAGCGCCGAGGAGGAGGAGGAGGACGAGGAGGAGGAGGAGGAGGAGGAGAACAACAACGACUCGCCUUCCUCCAGCUCCUCGCGGCCGCUCAAGGUGAGGAUCAAAACCAUCAAGACCUCCUGCGGCAGCAUCACCAGGACGGUCACCAGGGUGUCCUCGGACUCGGAGCCGGGCUCCACCAAAGGCCCCGGGGGCGAGCAGAGCUCCCGGGAGCCCUCCCUGGAGGGCACCAAGGAGGACGGGACCCCGGAGCCGCCCCCCAAGGACAAACCGGAGCUGGGCAGCCCCUCGAAGGCGGCGGAAGGGCCCAAGAUCGUCAGCGUCCAGCUGGGCAACGGCGCGAAGCUGCAGGGCACGGUGCUGCCCGUGUCCACCAUCCAGAGCGCCAGCAGCGCCAUGCUCAUCGCCGCCAGCGUGGCGCAGCAGAAGUCCGUGGUGCUGCCCGCCAAGCCCGGCAAGGCCGUGGCCAAGAACAUCAUCAACCUGGUGCCGCAGAGCCUGCCCAGGGUGGAUGGCAGGGCCGGCGCCGCCGCGGCGCCGGGCGGGCAGAAGGUGAACGGCGCCGCGGUGGUGAUGGUGCAGCCGCAGAAGCCGCCGCCCGCCGUGGCCGGCACCGUCAUCUCCCGCAGCCAGUCGAGCCUGGUGGAGGCCUUCAACAAGAUCCUCAACAGCAAGAACCUGCUGCCCACCUACAAGCCCAACCUGAGCCCGCCCGCCGACGCCAGCCUGGCGCUGCCGCCCUUCGGGUACCGCUGCCUGGAGUGCGGCGACGCCUUCGCGCUGGAGAAGAGCCUGGCGCGGCACUACGACCGGCGCAGCAUGAGGAUCGAGGUCACCUGCAACCACUGCACCAAGCGCCUGGUGUUCUUCAACAAGUGCAGCCUCCUCCUGCACGCCCGCGAGCACAAGGACAAGGGGCUGGUCAUGCAGUGCUCCCACCUGGUGAUGCGCCCCAUCGCCCUGGACCAGAUGGUGGGCCAGCCCGACAUCACCCCCCUGGUGCCCGUGGCUUCCUUCCCCGCCGGGAGGGUGGCCCAGGAGGGCCCCGGCGCGGCCAACGGGGCGCAGGAGCCGCCGGUGCUGCCCCUGGGAGGGUCGGAGCAGGGCAGCUACAGCUGCUUCAGGUGCCUGGAGUGCAAGGAGCAGUGCAAGGACAAGGCCGGGCUGGCGGCGCAUUUCCAGCAGCAGCAGCAGCAGGGCGGGAGCGCCGGCAGCACGGUGUGCUCCACGUGCCCCAUGAUCAUGUCCAACCGCUGCAGCUUCAGCGCUCACCAGCGCAUGCACCGCAGCCGCCCCCCGCACGUCUGCCCCGAGUGCGGCGGCAACUUCCUGCUGGCCAACUUCGAGUCCCACCUCAAGGAGUCCUGCCUGCACUUCUCCCGCAGGGUGGGCUACAGGUGUCCCAGCUGCGCCGUGGUCUUCGGGGGGGUGAAUUCCAUCAAGUCCCACAUCCAGAGCUCCCACUGCGAGGUUUUCCACAAGUGUCCCAUCUGUCCCAUGGCCUUCAAGUCGGCCCCGAGCGCCCACGCCCACGUGUACACGCAGCACCCGGGAUUCGGGAACCAGCAGUCCAAGCUGAUCUACAAGUGUGCCAUGUGUGACACGGUGUUCACGCACAAGCCGCUGCUCUCGGCGCACUUUGACCAGCACCUGCUGCCGCAGCGCGUCAGCGUCUUCAAGUGCCCGCAGUGCCCGCUGCUCUUCGCCCAGAAACGCACCAUGCUCGAGCACCUCAAGAACACCCACCAGCCCCAGAAGGCCAAGGAGGACGGGGCCCGGAAGGUGCUGCUGACCCCCAAGCAGGAGCCCCUGGAGGCUCCCGUGUCCAAGGUGUCCGAGGAAUCCAGUUCCUCCUCGGAGGAGGACGAGCCCCCGAGCUCCCCGGAGCUGCGCAAGGCCAAGCGGAGCCGCUUCCAGCGGAAAACGGGCUCCAAGGCCAAGGGCAGCGGCUGGACCUGCGGGGUCUGCCACUCCUGGUUCCCCGAGCGCGACGAGUACGUGGCACACAUGAAGAAGGAGCACGGCAAGUCGGUGAAGAAGUUCCCGUGUCACCUCUGCGAACGCUCCUUCUGCUCGGCCCCGAGCCUGCGCCGGCACGUCCGGGUCAACCACGAGGGCAUCAAACGGGUCUAUCCCUGCAGGUACUGCACGGAGGGCAAGAGGACCUUCAGCAGCCGCCUCAUCCUGGAGAAGCACAUCCAGGUCCGGCACGGGAUCAAGGUCACGGACCAGAUGAGGAGCCAGGAGGUCGUGAUUUCCCGGAUCGGGAGCGGCCCCUCCCAGCUCUCGGGCUGGAAGCGGAAACUCUCCUCAGAUGAUUCCUGCAGCGAGGAGCCCGACAGCACCACCCCCCCCAAGACCCCCAAGGGGGAGCGCAAGGGGCCCCUGCGGUGCCGCAAGUGCGGGUACCUGGCCAGCAGCGCCUCCGACUUCCAGGAGCACAUCCCGCAGCACCGGACUGACGGCAGCUCCCACCAGUGCCGGAGUGCGGGUCUGCUCACCUCCCACGUGUCCCUCAACCGCCACCGCUUCAUCACCCACAAGAAGAAGAAGGGCCGGGGGGACGGGGAGGAUCCCGCCCAGGGCCCGCGGAGCCCCCGGGAAGGGGGAUCCCAGGGCGCGGGGAGCGACGGGAAGUUGGUGUGCAAGGUGUGCGGGAGGGGCUUCGACAGCCAGCUCAACCUCAAGACCCACUUCAGGACCCACGGCAUGGCCUUCAUCAGGGCCAGGCAGAACAACAGCCCCGAAGAACUGAGGGGCGGCCGCUGGAAUUCCCGCUGGAAUUCCCCCUCGGGACCCCGCGGAAGGACAGCCCCGAGAACUGAGCGGGGAGCACGGCCCGGCCGCUGGAAUUCCCUCUGGAAUUCCCUCCGGAAUUCCCCCUCAGGACCCAUGGAGUGGAACAACAGCCCAACAGCCCUGAGAACUGAGCCCGGCCCGGCCUCUGGAAUUCCCUCUGGAAUUCUCUCCAGAAUUCCCCCUCAGGACCCAUGGAGUGGAACAACAGCCCAACAGCCCCGAGAACUGAGGGAGAGCCCAGCCUGGCCUUUGGAAUUCCCUCCAGAAUUCCCUCCGGAAUUCCCCCUCGGGACCCUGCGGAAGGACAGCCCUGAGAACUGAGGGGGGAGCCCAGCCCGGCCUCUGGAAUUCCCUCUGGAAUUCCCCCUUGGGAACCAUGGAGUGGAACAACAACCCAACAGCCUCGAGAACUGAGGGAGCCCUCCCUGGGAAUUCCCCCUGGAUCAUCCCCCCUCGGGAAUUCCCCCGGGAUCCACGGCAUUCCCGGUGGGAACAGUGUAAAUAACAGCCCCGGGCUCCCCUUCCCUCCAUCCCGAUGAAGGAGCUGGGAAGAGAGAGGAGAACCAGGAUGGGAUGGAUGAGCUGUCCUGACUCUGUGCCUGAACCUGCUCCUGCCUCAUCCCCUGGGAAUUGGGGGUGAUCCCAAA
Molecule: messenger RNA, 4761 nt
Organism: Pseudopipra pipra
Lineage: Eukaryota; Metazoa; Chordata; Aves; Passeriformes; Pipridae
Gene: ZNF687
Product: zinc finger protein 687
Source: RefSeq, a predicted model, not a curated record